AUGUACGCAAGCCACCGCAUGACCCCCACUUCUGGAGGUACCAUGCAAUUGUCACUGCAGACAAGCCACGAGGGCAAAGGCACCGCCAUACACCCUCCAACUCCGACCUCAAGGUCAAGUCUCACGCCCCCAGUGACUCCCAUUGCCAAAGACAGCGAUGCCGAGCGCUCAAUCCCAACGUUAUUGAACGACAGCCCCGCUCAAACCGCCUCUCUGCUAAAACGUAGCAUCUCUACUUCAAUCCGCUUCACGGACGAUCUGAAAGUAGACUACGACUCAGAGGACCGUCCUAUCGAAUUCGGCCGCGGCGCAUGGAGCAUUGUAUACAAGGCGCGCUCAAUACCCAGCGCCCCAACACCCGCCAUCCACACUCCACCCAGCUCACCUAUUGCCGCAACCCGCGUCUACGCCGUCAAGGCUCCUCUGCGCCGCGAUGCACGUCCCGUCCUCCAGUGCGAAGCGCUGACCCUCACGCGCCUGAAUCUCACCCCGGGCUAUGAGCGCUACAUCGUGCCGUUCCACGGCUACCACUCCGAAACAGAGGCCCUAGUCAUGUCGGCCGUCCCGCUAGCCCUCUCUACCUACAUCGAAGACCAAGCCGAUAUCACGCGCAAACAGGGCGUCUCAACGGCAACCAUGUUCAACCCCGUGCAGGGCCCAGAAUCCUGGCGAGACCUCGCCCGCAAGCUCAUCAGCGGCCUGGAAUGGCUGCACAAGACCGCCGGCAUCAUCCACGGCGAUAUCAAGCCGCACAACCUGCUCCUACGGCCCAUGGCGACCGACGAGCCUGGCGCGCCCGACCCCGGCGCGUUCCCCUUCGAGCCGCUCUUUGCAGAUUUUUCCUCCGCCAUGGAUGUUCCGUCGCAGGAGGCUGAAGGUGGUGAUGAGGCCCUUUUGGGCUUGGGGCUGGGCCUGGGCUUGGAGGCGGAGAAGAGCCGUACGUCCAUGUCGGCAUUUACGCCGCCUUUCACGGCGCCUGAGCUUCUUACGCUUGCGGCGUUGAAAUCGGGCGAAGUCGCGCCGACACCGGCUUCGGAUGUUUUCUCCCUUGCCGCGACGCUGGUUGCUGCUGCGACUGGUGAUUUGUUGUUGUAUCCUGGCUCGAGUAAUAUGCAGCGGUUGGCGAUGGCGCGAGACGGGCACCGGAUUUUGGAGUUCACGCGAUGUGGUACCAAUGGGGCUCGUGUGCCGCGGGCUGGAUUUGUGGAGAAGUUGCUCCAGCCUGCUGUUGCCAAGGAUCCGACGCAGCGCAUUGAUACGUCGGAUUGGGUGACGAUGGCGUAUGCUUGA
Messenger RNA from Penicillium verhagenii, 1290 nucleotides. Its product is annotated as protein kinase domain-containing protein. The transcript has a single exon. Bases 1 to 1290 code for a protein of 429 amino acids. Gene Ontology annotation, biological process: protein phosphorylation. Gene Ontology annotation, molecular function: ATP binding; protein kinase activity. The record is from RefSeq and is a predicted model, not a curated record. Lineage: Eukaryota; Fungi; Ascomycota; Eurotiomycetes; Eurotiales; Aspergillaceae.